CACUUCAAUCUGUUAAUAGUUGAGAAUCUGCGCUCCGAUACUCUAACAAAGCCUUCAGAUGGGAUGCGACGGGCGAUAGCGGAUGCUGUGGUCGGCGACUCCAUGUAUAUCGAAGACCCAACAGUUAUCGAGUUGGAGAGCUAUGCGGCAAAAAUAAUGGGCAAAGAGGCGGCUAUUUUUGUUCCAUCGGGAACAAUGUCUAAUCUGGUUGCAGUGAUGGCUCACACUUGGGAAAGGGGAGCAGAGAUCUUAUUAGGAGAUUGUUCUCAUAUACAUAUCAAUGAGCAGGGCAAUAUUGGAACCAUAGCCCACGUCCACAGCCGUACUCUUACUAACAAAAGUGACGGAACUUUUAGUAUCGAUGAAUUGGUUUCAAAGAUUCGUUAUAACGUCGACUCUUUAUUCCCGAACACAGCUCUCUACUGA
This is a messenger RNA of Medioppia subpectinata, 426 nucleotides long. The record is from the annotation of a GenBank genome assembly. NCBI's taxonomy places the organism in Eukaryota, Metazoa, Arthropoda, Arachnida, Sarcoptiformes, Oppiidae.